Molecule: messenger RNA, 927 nt
Organism: Sciurus carolinensis (gray squirrel)
Lineage: Eukaryota; Metazoa; Chordata; Mammalia; Rodentia; Sciuridae
Product: olfactory receptor 6
Exons: 1
Coding region: 1-927 (308 amino acids)
Biological process (GO): G protein-coupled receptor signaling pathway
Cellular component (GO): membrane
Molecular function (GO): olfactory receptor activity; G protein-coupled receptor activity
Source: RefSeq, a predicted model, not a curated record
AUGUGGAAGGGAAACAUCACUGAUAUUAGUGAAUUCAUCCUGGUGGGAUUCCCUACUGCCCCUUGGCUGCAGAUUUUGCUCUUCUUCCUUUUCCUCCUCACUUACCUCUUUGUACUGUUGGAGAAUUUGAUCAUCAUUCUCACUGUAUGGGUCACUGGGUCUCUGCACAAGCCCAUGUACUAUUUUCUGGGCACCAUGUCCUUUCUGGAGGCCUGGUAUAUAUCUGUCACAGUCCCCAAGAUGCUGGUUGGAUUCCUACUUCACCCCAAUACCAUCUCCUUCUUGGGAUGUAUGACUCAGCUCUAUUUCUUCAUCUCACUUGCCUGCACUGAAUGUGUGCUUUUGGCUGCCAUGGCCUAUGACCGUUACGUGGCCAUUUGUUGGCCUCUUCGCUAUCCAGUCAUGAUGACCACAGAGUUUUGUGUUCAACUGACCAUUAGUUCCUGGGUGAGUGGCUUCACCAUCUCCAUGGCAAAGGUGUACUUUAUCUCCCGAGUUGCAUUCUGUGGCAAUAAUAUCUUGAACCACUUUUUCUGUGAUGUGUCGCCUAUCCUCAAACUAGCCUGCAUGGACUUAUCUAUGGCUGAGAGGGUAGACUUUGUGCUAGCCAUCAUCAUCCUUGUGUUUCCUCUCUCCGCUACUGUCCUUUCUUAUGCCUUCAUUGUCUCUUCUGUCCUGCACAUACCCUCGGCCACGGGGCAGCGGAAGGCCUUCUCCACCUGUGCAUCUCACCUUACAGUGGUGGUCAUCUUCUACACCGCAGUGAUCUUCAUGUAUGUCCGACCUCGGGCCAUUGCUUCAUUCAACUCUAACAAAUUGAUCUCAGCUAUAUACGCAGUCUUCACCCCCAUGUUUAACCCUAUCAUCUACUGCCUGAGGAACAAGGAGGUCAAGGAUGCCAUCAGAAAAACCAUCACAAGUGGCUGA